Homarus americanus (American lobster) is the source of this 923-nucleotide messenger RNA. RefSeq lists its product as uncharacterized. NCBI's taxonomy places the organism in Eukaryota, Metazoa, Arthropoda, Malacostraca, Decapoda, Nephropidae. Bases 288 to 923 code for a protein of 211 amino acids. The transcript is spliced from 2 exons. The record is from RefSeq and is a predicted model, not a curated record.
AAACACAGACAAGGGUUACCAUUAAUCAGAUGAAGUUACUUAUUUCAUUUAUAUCUCAUCAGUUCUACAAUUAUUUCAUUAUCAAUAUAAAUAGUAUAUUAUGCAGGUUUCCAUCUUGUGUCAUGGCAUAUGAAUGGCAGGCAAUUAUUACCUGUGAGAAAUAAUUAGACUUAGUUACAGAUUUUGUAAGGAUGUUGGCAACACUGAUCUGGUUCCAGUGAGUGCGCAGGUCUGAGCCACUUUGGCAGCUCCUCAGUUGAGUUACAACCUCUGCAGGAGAAGGUACAAUGGCUACAACGAGAUCACAUCCGAGGUUCUGGCUCCUGGGCAAUUCAUCAGGAAGUUUAUCCAUGUCAAGGCUGCCUACAAGUAAAGAUGCCCUACUAAUGGUGCAACAUUUUCAUAUAAAUGAGGCACAAACCAUUACCGUGAGUUUAAACAAAGCAUGUCUGAAAGUUAAGGAAGUUUGGGAUCAUGCUCAUAUCCCAACACAACGGGUAGAUUCUUGUGCCCGUAAGCUUUCAAAGUUAUAUCAUCAGUACCAGAUGCUCAAAGUUAACCGGAAUAGACAGCGUGAGAGUGACAUAAUGAAAGAACAAGUGUUCCAAGCUGAUAUUGAGAAGCUAUUUGAUAUUGCCACGAAAGAUGCAAUGAUGACAAUGGUUAAUUUGGAGGACAAGAAAUUCCUCACUAUGCAGCGGGAAAGUGUUCAGUCAUGUAGCAUGGCUAGUAUUGAUAAAGAAUUAGCUUCACUUGAAACCAGGAGGCAACAGAGAAAGGAAAAAGAGUCCAUGGCAAAGGCUAGAUAUGAAGCAAGGGAAGAAUUUAAUAAAACAGGACAAGCUUUCCACUACGAUCCUUCUUCUUCAUCAUCAUCAUCAGAAGAAGAGUAUCAGCCAUCAGCUCCUAUUCCAUCUUCGUAA